CAUGCCUGCGUUUAGCCAGUAAGAGUGUAUCCCUAUAGCUUUUGAGUGGGGAAAAAUCAAUGUGCUUGUUGGCCUGUGGACAGAAUUCCCACUGCAGCGUCCCGGAACCUGCCUGUGGUAGAGCCCCUCAGAUAGUACUUAAGAGGGAGUAGGAGAAUCUUGAAGACGCAAUUCAGGCAGUGAGAACAUGAAUCUCUUACCUAAAAGCUCCAAGGAGUUUGGCUCCGUUAACUACUGGGAUAAGUUCUUCCAGCUGCGAGGAAAGAAAGCUUUCGAGUGGUAUGGGACCUACCUGGAACUCUGCGAGGUGCUACACAAAUACAUUAAGCCCAGAGAAAAGGUGCUAGUGAUUGGGUGUGGCAACUCAGAACUGAGUGAGCAGCUGUAUGAUGUGGGCUAUCAGGAUCUAGUGAACAUUGACAUCAGUGAGGUCGUCAUCAAGCAAAUGAAGGAUCGCAAUGCUACCCGGCGGCCCCAGAUGAGCUUCCUGAAGAUGGACAUGAUGCAGAUGGAGUUUCCGGAUGCCUCAUUCCAGGUGGUGUUGGACAAAGGCACCCUGGACGCUGUCCUAACAGACGAGGAGGAAAAGACCCUGCAGCAGGUGGACAGGAUGCUGGCUGAGGUUGGCCGUGUCCUGCAGGUGGGCGGUCGCUACCUCUGCAUCUCCUUGGCACAGGCUCACGUCCUGAAGAAAGCAGUGGGUCACUUUUCUCGGGCGGGGUGGAUGGUGAGGGUGCAUCAGGUGGCCUACAGCCAGGACCAGGUGAUGGAAACAGAGCAUCGGUUCUCCCUACCUGUCUUUGCCUUCAUCAUGACCAAGUUCAGACCAGUCCCUGGCUCUGCCUUGCAGAUCUUUGAGCUGUGUGCUCAGGAGCAAGGCAAGCCCGUGCGGCUCGAGAGUGCUGAGCGGCUGGCUGAGGCGGUGCUGGAACGGCAGCAGUAUGCCUGGCUGUGCAGCCAGCUACGCCGCAAGGCUGGGCUGGGGAAUGUGUCUCUGGACUUGUGCGAUGGGGACACGGGGGAGCCCCGCUACACCCUCCACGUGGUGGACAGCCCCACUGUGAAACCUUCGAGGGACAAUCAUUUUGCCAUUUUCAUCAUCCCCCAGGGCAGGGAGACUGAGUGGCUCUUUGGCAUGGAGGAGGGCCGGAAGCAGCUAGCAGCCAGCACAGGCUUCAGGAGGCUGGUGACAGUGGCUCUGCACCGAGGUCAGCAGUAUGAAGGCAUGGACAGCAUCCAGGCCGAGCUGUCGACCAGAGUCAUGGAGCUGGCCCCGGUUGGGGUGUCUGCCCAGCAGCAGGUGCCCUUCCUAUCUGUGGGUGGGGACAUCGGGAUCCGGACCAUUCAGCACCGAGACUGCAGCCCGUUGAGUGGCGACUAUGUCAUUGAGGAUGUGCAGGGGGAUGACAAGCACUUCUUUCGGCGACUGAUCUUCCUCAGCAGCAAGAAUGUGGUGCAGUCGGAAGCCAGGUUACUGAAGGAUGUGUCUCACAGAGCCCAGAAGAAACGCAAAAAGGACAGGAAGAAGCAGUGGCCUGCUGAUACUCCAGAGGCCAGCUCUGCAGCUUCAAGGCAGUCCAUCGAUAGGAGUUACCUGUGCUGUGAACACCACAAAGCCAUGAUCGCUGGCCUUGUCCUGCUGAGAAACUCGAAGCUGCUCCUAGAGACGCCACUGGCAUUGUUGGUGGUGGGCCUAGGUGGGGGCAGCCUCCCCCUCUUUGUCCACGAUCAUUUCCCAAAGUCGAGCAUCGAUGCUGUGGAGAUUGACCCCUCGAUGUUGGAAGUAGCUUCCCAGUGGUUUGGCUUCUCCCAGAGUGACCGGAUGCAGGUUCACAUUGCAGAUGGCCUGGACUAUGUUACCAGCUUGGCACAAAGAGGAGAAGCACGGCCUCACUAUGAUGUCAUAAUGUUUGAUGUGGACAGUAAGGACCCAACCCUGGGAAUGAGCUGUCCACCCCCAGCAUUUGUGGAACAAGCUUUCCUGAAGAGUGUCAAAAGCAUCUUGACUCCUGAAGGUGUUUUCAUUCUCAACCUUGUGUGCCGAGACUUGGGGCUAAAGGACUCAGUGCUUGCUGGACUCAAGACGGUAUUUCCACUCCUUUACGUCCGGCGAAUUGAGGGUGAAGUCAACGAGAUCCUGUUUUGUCAGUUGCACCCAGAGCAGAAACUUGCCACACCGGAGCUCCUGGAAAUGGCUCAAGCCCUGGAACGGACCUUGAGGAAGCCUGGGAUGGGUUGGGAUGACACAUAUGUCCUCUCAGAUAUGCUCAAGACUGUGAAGAUUGUGUGAUUACUGAUGUCAGGCGUCCUCAGCUUCCUGCCAGAGUGACCUUGGUCUUCCUGUCUGCCAGAGAUUGAAGAAAUACAUUGCACAGUACUUUUUUAGCCUUGUAUUUUUCUUGGUUUUAUAUUCCACUCCACAUGACCUCUAGCUUGGUAAGGUAUGGGCAAAGAAAAGGGUCCUUUCCCCUUCUGCUCUU
Chrysochloris asiatica (Cape golden mole) is the source of this 2480-nucleotide messenger RNA. It is a transcript of the gene METTL13, whose product is annotated as methyltransferase like 13. NCBI's taxonomy places the organism in Eukaryota, Metazoa, Chordata, Mammalia, Afrosoricida, Chrysochloridae. The record is from RefSeq and is a predicted model, not a curated record. Bases 188 to 2290 code for a protein of 700 amino acids. The transcript is spliced from 8 exons.